Messenger RNA from Amoebophrya sp. A25, 2546 nucleotides. The record is from the annotation of a GenBank genome assembly. Lineage: Eukaryota; Dinophyceae; Syndiniales; Amoebophryaceae.
GGCUCAUUGAGAUUUGAGAGAAAAGAAAAUCUCAAAGGAGGCCAGCACCUUGAAAGUGCCCAACUCAAAAAAUGUUGUAUUCAGUGUGGGCCAUUAGGCUACGUAAAUGGGGAGGGGUCUUAAAAUUUAUCGCAAUCAAGGAAUCAAUGGACCAAACGAGGGUUGUAACUGUGUAAAAAAUGUUGGGAACUACUAGUGCUCUGCGACCUCCCCUGCGAGUCGUAUUGCUCCUCGCAACGUCUGCAAAGCGUCUCAACGCUCUCUCCGGCAAAACAGACAGGACGCUUUCUCAUGUGGAAGUCCAUAGUACCGGAGCGGCAUUGCAAGAGCAGGAGGAUAGCGCAAGCAGCGACGGUAUUGAUGAUUCAUGUUCUUUUUGAACUUCGCAACAGCAAGUGCCCCAAGCAAGGUCUAGAUGAAGCAAGUCCCUUUUUUACUUCGGACAAGACUCUGUCCACUUCAUUUUUUGGUUCCAACUAAGUCACGCGUUCCGAACCUCAUUUCAGUGAAUCCUUCGUCAUCGAUCAGGUUCCACUCUACCAGAUCCCGAAGAUGCCGAUGAGAAUACAACAAGAACAAGGCGUGGCUCCAGGAGUAGUCUUCCAUCUCCAAAUGACGAAGAAAGUUCUCCAUCUCCAUAUGUCGAAGUCACCGCGCGUACUUCACCGACAACAACAAGGAGGUUACAACGGAGAGCAACGGAGGAUGCCAAAGAUGCGUCCAUCAGACAAGUGACUAGGGAAGAGCUAGAGGAAGAAGGAGUGGUCCUGAAUCAAGAAAAUCCGGACGCCAAGACUCAGGAGACGACAGGAACAGGUGCAGUGGAUCAACGCGGUUCAGUAGUAGCAGGACAAGAAGCAUCGUCAACUUCAACAAGAAUUAUCAGUGGAAGUAAGGGUAAGGCUGUUGUAUCAACCUCAAGCUCAACGUCAACGUCGCCAAGUUUGAUAGAAGAAGACGCACAAAACCAAAAAGCUUCUAGUCGUGGCGACGGGAAAGUAGAAACUAAUCACCCAGCUGCACCUGCUGGGGAUACAACAUCUACGUCAUCUAAGCUUUCCAAAGGGGAAGACACUAUUGUAACCGAUAGUAUCCAAGGACGAGUAGUAGUAGACGCUGCAAGACAAGUAGAGCCUGCAAAGGACAAACAUUCUUCUUCUACCAAUGGAGAAACAGAAUUCUUAGAAGACACGUCCUCUCAGAAAUCUGACGUCGCAGCUUCUACUGCAAUUGACACCUCUGCCCCUGCCUCUGGCGCUACUGACUGGUACGUCUACGUAGAUUACGUUACCAGUUACAUAGACACGUCAAGGGAGCUACCAGCGGACUUUGGGUCCAAAGCGUUGGGCGAUGCAGCGUUUCUAGACAUCCUUCAGAAGGAGAUCGUUACUGCCACGGGCAUUCAGUCGGUCACCGUGCCGCAGUGUAUUUUUAUUUCCUUACUUGAUUUGUUUGGGUAUAAUGUGAGACGGUGUUGAGACCAGUUUCUUCAUAUUAUUUUCUAUGUCUAUGCUGGAAAUCUGCUUUUAGCGUGCGUUAUGUUGAAGUACGUAGAAAAUUUUCAACAGGAGCUUCUUUUUCUUGUCGUUGUGGUAGUUGACUUUCCUGACACCACACAUUGUGUUCCACACUUCCCCACAUACAAGUCCAAGCUACAGAUCAGCCGGGCGCGCCAGCUCGUGUCUACGACUUCACUAUUCCUACGGCUCCGGAGCCACCACUGAUCACACUCGGCAUUUUGCUUCUCACCGCCCUCGGGAUUUUGGAGCUCGCGACUAUUGUUAUGCUGAUGUAGAUCGCUAACUAAUACACAUACUAAUUGAUUGACUGAAAUAAACGAGUAGGUACUUAGAAUAAUCGAGAUAUAAUUGCUGGAAGAAAAGCAGCGCGGUCGUGACUCGUUUAUUUCAAUUAGCUACUCGCUUAUUUUCAUUUUUCGAGCAAUCAGUAUCAGUACUAGGCGAUCUUCUUUUUUCGGAAUUCGUUUUGUUGAUAUGAUACUAUGUAUGCUAUUAUGAAGACUAUGAUAUUUUUAUCAGUGCAGCAUAGAAUCUUCAAACGAGUUAUACUCUAUUAGGUCGCAAGCGCUAUUGCAAUCUACCUCGUGCUCGUCAUCUUUGCUGUACUUACUAUCUCCAUCAUAGUAGACGAGCCUGGUUGUUGCCCUUCCUGGAGCCUCUGACUUCAGCGUCUUAUACAAGCUCGCAAAGGAAGCGAAAUUGCGAGAGCCCUUGCAGAAACCUACAGACAUUGACGACGACGAUGAUGAGUGGACUGACGAUGAUUAUGAGGGCGAUGACUCAGCACCGUAAUUAAGGCACUCGCCAAUUCAUCUUCCAAGUGCAUCCUUGAAAAGUCUGGGUGGGGAGUAUCGCAGGGGCAUACUCUCCCAAGAUUUUACUGAAGGAUGCACAUCAGAGAUGAAUUUCGGACAGCUGUAAUAAAGUGAAAUGAUGACGCAGGACGAGCUUCAUCCCUUUUUGACAGCCAAAGCAGGACAUCAAAGACAUCAAAAACUGCAUUUCGCUAAGACUAGUCGCGCGUGA